Messenger RNA from Lycium ferocissimum, 2381 nucleotides. RefSeq lists its product as uncharacterized. The record is from RefSeq and is a predicted model, not a curated record. The coding region runs from base 705 to 1097 and encodes 130 amino acids. Lineage: Eukaryota; Viridiplantae; Streptophyta; Magnoliopsida; Solanales; Solanaceae. The transcript has 2 exons.
AGAAGCGAGAGAAUAGUCCUUUAAUCAACCUAGCUUAUCUUCACGAUAAAAAAAAUAUCAACUCUAGCUUAUCUAGUCCAAACAUGUGGAUUGGUUUCCUAAGAUACCGAGAAGUGUAACCAAAAUAUGAUUCCCCAGGAAGAAGCACCAAGAAAAUGGCAUUCACUAGGGAAUAUUCCGUUAGAGCACGCAUGAUGCACUUGUGCAAACUGUGGAGCAAAAUAAUUAAUUAAGAUUAAAAUAAAAUAAAAGGAAAAACGAAAAAGAAAGAAAUAAAGAUAAGGAAAAUGAUAAUCGAAGAGAGAAGAAUAUUAGGCCGCAACAAGAAGUUGCAAAACCAAUUCACGUGAAUAAGUUUUCUAGUGGUCCCACUGUUUACAAAUUGCCUCUACAAAUUGAAGAAAUCAUUCUUUUGAUUGGUCUCAAAUAUUUUUUGAGCUUGGUGAGGAUAGUAAUUUAAAACAAGCUUUAAUUUCGUCCAGACCAAAAAUAUUGGCUACUAGAACCAUGAGCAACACAGAGGAAAAAUACUAGUCAAUUACUGCUCCACAUAUUGGUUACAUUCGGCAAGCUAUUUUUUAUGCUCUUGAUGAUAUUUGUGCAAAGAAAUCUGCUAUGAAGCAGAUAAUGAAAAGUGAUCCAGCACUUGAUAGAGCUUGUGGCAGGACAGAUUUGAUCACAGGAUCAGGAAGAAGAAAUUGCUCAUGCCAGUCAUCGUGAAAGAAAUUCAAAAGAUUCAAGUUGCCACAAGUUUCAGGCGACAGGUCCAGGUUCAUAAAAAGAACAAAAUAUAUUAUACAGGUGUUCAUUUCAGUGAAGACGAUGAGCUAGAAUCAGUCUUCUCCAUUGAAGAUGAGCCUACGGAGGAAACUCCCUUUUCACUUGAUGUUUAUGAGGAAUAUGGUGAUAAUUAUUACCAAAUUUCAGAUUCUAAACCACAGGUGAAAGAGGAGAUCAACAGCAUCAUGGUGAUCCCACAGGCAGAAAUUAAAGUCUAUGCAUCCAAGUGGGACAAACCAACACAUGUGACAGCUUUCUUUGAUAUAGGAGCGGCCUUAUCGCUCAUUAAUCCAGCAGUUUUUCCCGAUGAGUAUUAGGUGCCAUACUUCAAGAAUUUCAACACAGCCUCAAAUGGAAUUCUGACCAUAACUGUCAUCACAAAGCACCUGAUCACCAUUGAGUUCUUUCCAGGACUGAAGCACGGGACCAAAUUAAUUGGUUCGGACGUUCCAGGUAAGAACUUAAUUAUUGGUUUUGACAUUUACAGGAUGUUGCAGGAUAAGAUCCAGAUCAGAGCCAAUGGGAUAGCAUUUAAAAAACAAUUCAAGCCUUAUUAUGCAUUUCCAAGAUUGUUCCAGCUCACUGAAGAGAAUCAUGUGAGGGAAAUUGAGUUGCAAAUUGCGCAACAGUCUUGCACAGAAUCCCACACUGAAUUCAUGACCAAAUGUGACAACCCGUUGUGGAAAAAUAAAGAGUUCUUCAUUAAAUUUCCUUUCAAGAAAAAUGAGAGCAUCAAUCCAACAAAGGCCAGUCAUUCAGGUAUGAAUCCCGAGCACCUUCUUCUUGCGAAAAAGGAAUUCAAGUGUUACACCUUGGAAUUUCGUGUCGCUCGCAUUAUGAGCAUGCCAAUGUAAAUCUAAAGUGGACAUGAAGCCCUUGGAAGGUUAAGAAGGAUGUUUGAUGAUUCUAAUUAAGAUUCCAAAGGCAUUUGAGGCAAAAUAAGUAAGUUCGUCGGAGAAAGUUAAGGUUGAGCCAUGUUUUGGGAAAUUUCGCAUCCUUUGAGCUAUGCUUUGCCUAGAAUCACCUUUAGGGAGAGAUAUAAGGAUCUUUAUAUGGUUAAUGAAGUUUUAUACAAGUGCCAAGAAGGUUCCAUAAGGAUUGGAGAUCAAACGAAUCGGAAAGAUCGCAUUUUCGCGAAACCGGGAGAAAGUGAGCAGUGUGCGGUCGCACACUCAAUGUGCUGACCCGCACACUACACACCAACUUUAUAAAAUGGCUGGACAUAAUUCCCAAGGCUCUCCCCAGGGUGUAUUGUGCAGCCUCACACUUAGUGUGCUAAGUCGCAUACUCUUCGCAAAGUUGGUCGGGGUGUGAUUUGGCCACCUUUUAAAAACCCAAACGACCCCAAACCCAUUUCCACCUUCUCUCACUUAUUUACCUACCUUUAUAGAGUCUUCUUGAGAUCUUUUUAAGGUUACCUAACCCUCCACACCUUUCCAUAUCAUCAAGAGAGAAGAUCAACAUCAAAAGCUUAAGGUAAUCUAAGGAGGGUGAUGGUUCUUGUUUCUAUUCAAAGUUGUGGUGAACUUGAGCUUGGAGAAAGUUGAGUGAGGUGAAUUUCUUUGAUUGUAAGGUAUGUUUUCCAUAUUUUUCUUAUGGUU